AUGGAAUCGAUUAUUAGCAACUACGCCUCCAAUGUGAACGAGCUUGUCCGCGCGUUCGUCUCCGAUGUUUCCACUACUGCUGAGGAUCGAACUACCCUCAUCUCGUUCUUGAACGCUCGACCGAUCCGGCUUGCCUCCGUUGCAUCUUCUUUCAUCGAUACCCCUUACGAUCUUCCCGAUGUUCGUCAGGUUCUUGAUUCGAUUCCCAAAUACCCGUCGUUUAUGGUCGAUGCGCAGGUUUCGGGAUCACCUUCCUUUAGCGGCUCAUUCUCUGCAUCCGAAAAUGACUGCUUUUUCUCGCUUCCCGUCAAACUUCGCCAGGAUAUUGCCAUUCAUCUUCCGACUAGUGACUUUUUGACUCUGCGGCGUGUGUCGAGGGCAUUCUGGCCCGUCUUUCACAGCCAGCAGUUCUGGGCAUCCAAGUUUUUUAUGUACGGCGAGCGUGGAUGGGUCAUCGAGUUCCAAAGGAGAAGCUCCGGCGCGUCGAUUCCGGACUGGAGAUGGUGGUGGCACCGAACACGAGAUUGCAACGAGCGAUGUGGCUCGGACUGCGAUGGCUACGCAUGUCAUUGCGAGGCGCGUGAUCGCGACUAUUGGGCAGAGACGGACUACGAAGGGAGGCGGCCGUGUAGCUGCCACCGUGGAGCCCACCUAGCUGUUCACAGGCAAAGGACACGCGUAUGGCGUUGUGUUUGCUCUUUGCAUAGCAUUUUGAGCGUCGACUGGGAUACGUCUGCCACCUCGGCAGCCCAUUCGCUCCCCGAGGGCAUAUCCUGGGUCGAAGUCUCUGGGACUAUCGAACGUAGAGUACCCCUUUACAAUAGCUUUAGGGAGGGCUGUCGAGUGUUUGAAAAACGGCUCGUAACCAUACCGUCGAAUCUUCGCAGGAUUGGCUUCUCCUUUGUCCGUCUUGACCGCGCAGAGUAUAUUUCGGGAAUAAGACUCAUCACUAACAGCACCGAAGAUGUCAAGCUUGGAUUUCAGUCCAGUACGCACCAGGUUGUCGUGGACGGGUCUGAUAUACGAGGAUUCAUCGUCGCAGCCGAUCAACGGGGUAUUCGGGCGUUACAAAUGAUUACUUCUGAUGGAUGUGCGAGUCGGUGGGUGGGCAACUCAAAGGUCAUACCCAAGACGAGACGUCUCGCUUUUCGAGAAGGUCUAGUAGUCGCUAUAGAAUGCGGAUUCGAUGCGCUGAAGAUGGUCAGCUUGGCCGUUCCCACCCCCGACCCACGCCCUUCUCACGAGAGAAAUAGGCUCCGUGAUAAUGCGUUCUGGUACCCCGACAUCCCCGGCACCCAACUAGAACUCAAUGAGAAUUCAUUCCCCCAGCGAAACCAGGACAAUUCUACCUUUCGACCUAUAGUUUGGAAUUUAUUUGGCGGGUCGGGUGGCAUAUAUCUGCGCAACUUGACUGGAAUCGUCGUAAUCGCUGACAGAAACCGAAUCCUCGGAAUCAAGUUUCAGCAUAACUCGAAGGGAGUACCCGUUGAAUGUCGUCAACUGGGACGAUGGUCAUGGUCCACGGCUCAGGAAGUUUGUCUGCCCAUCGAUGGUCCUAAUGGCGAGCUCUUAACUAGAGUCGACAUCUAUCUUGAGUUCACAAAGUGUGCGGACAGUCCAGAUGAGAACUUGUCGGGCUCUUCUCGUGGGGGUGGGUGCCUCCAUGAAUGUAUGAGCCACGGUAUACCCGCAGGCGUUAGGUUGGCAACAAACUGGGGAAACCAGCGCCAAUUUGGUAUUGUGGAUGAGGAGGCCUAUGAGAAGGACGCCCCCUUCAGAUUGAAGGGGGUGUUCACAGAAAUCGCUCCAGGGACGACCAUAACUGGGUUCUACGCACAGCAGAAUGACGGUCUUAGUCACUUUGUAAGCCUCGGAGUCGUUUCUGAGGCGAUACAAGAAGUUCCAGGCUCCAUUUCCAAGUGA
Molecule: messenger RNA, 1923 nt
Organism: Scedosporium apiospermum
Lineage: Eukaryota; Fungi; Ascomycota; Sordariomycetes; Microascales; Microascaceae
Exons: 4
Coding region: 1-1923 (640 amino acids)
Molecular function (GO): protein binding
Source: RefSeq, a predicted model, not a curated record